AUGCAAAAACGAGGAUGGUGGACUGUUGCUGAAAAUCACCUAAAACCGCUUCGUGACUCCCUUCAUGGACGUGGAAUUCGAGAACGAGCUCUACAUCGACUCUUGCUCAGAGACUCAUUUUUGAAGGAGCAACACUGGGCACAUUUGGACCUCACCCCCGUCUCAACCCCAUCCGACCCAAAAGCCCUCAGCGAAGAACAAAUUUUCCGAGCCGAACGCGCACUCCGCGAGCUCGAAAACCGUAUCUUUGAUGCCCACCUCCAAACGAAGGGCUGGAAACCACCGUUCGAACCGUUUGACCAACCGGAUGAAGAAACGAGCCAAUCAAAUUGGGUUGAUGAAGUCCCUGACGUUGCUCACCUUGAUCCGAUGCCCACCAUGGAGCAGCUCAGAAAACGGCUCCUAGAGGUUGAAGAAAAUACGGAACCCCGGUAUUUGAGGCAGGAUUUUUAUGCUGGUGAAACCAUCUCGAUCAAACGCAUCGUGGAGGCUGAGGAGAAAGAGGAGAAGGACGAUGAAAAGGAAGAAAAGGAGGAGGAGCACGAGGAUGACGAAGAGGAAGAGGGGGAGCUGUGCGAGAUUUGGAAGCAAGCUGUUCAAGAGGCUACUACCCCGGCUUCAAUUGUGAUUUUGGCACAGGUAUUGGAGCAAAACAUUGCUUGGGAAAGAUCAGUGAUGAAGGCGGCUUGCCAGAUUUGUCAUACCUCCGAUCACGAUGACAAGCUUUUUUGUUGUGCGACCUCUGCGAGCUGGGAUACCAUUUAUAUUGCUUUAAGCCCGCGAUGGACAAAGUGCCAGAAGGGGAGUGGUUCUGCCCAAAAUGCAAGGAAACGGCAUCCCGGAAACCGACUUGCCUGCUUUGCUCGGAUCACAAGACCCCGAUCUACAAUUGCCAGAAGUGCCACGCGUUUUUCCACACCGAAUGCGCCGGGGAGCCGACGCCGGAAAAUCCAUCGACUUAUAAGUGUGCGGCCUGUGAGGGAAGAAAGAAAUCCGUCCGUAUCCUUGAACGUGAACUUGAACCUCGUGCUCCCCUCAGAAACAGGCUCCGAAGAUACCCCCGGCGGUCGAAAACCCCCAAAAAGGAAGCCAGGCUCCGAUCUCAUCAUCUUCCCAGCCCCAAUGGUCGCUGAACUCGCCAAAACUAUGCUCGACGAGCUUGAAGCCCAAGAACAUUCCCUUCCAUUUCUGGAGCCGGUUGAUUUAAAGGCGGUUCCGGACUAUUUGGAUGUCAUUGAUCAACCUAUCGAUAUGCUGACAAUGCGUCAGAAAGCUGAUGAUGGAGAGUACCCUACUGCUGAAGACUUCCAUGCUGAUGUUGAGCUCAUGUUCGCGAAUUGCCGGAAGUUCAACGAGGAUAAAUCGCCGAUAGGGGCCGCCGGGCUUGCGUUGAAUCGAUUUUUCUCGAAGCGGUGGCGUCAGGUCCGCUACAACUUCUGCAAACGCCUGAAACGCCUGAAGCCCUCUUAC
Messenger RNA from Mesorhabditis spiculigera, 1470 nucleotides. NCBI's taxonomy places the organism in Eukaryota, Metazoa, Nematoda, Chromadorea, Rhabditida, Rhabditidae. The record is from the annotation of a GenBank genome assembly.